CCGUCUCAAACGGCAGUCGUUAGAAAAUCGUUCGUACAGUCAGUUCAUCGAGUUCACACGCACGCUCACCACGCGCACUCGUAGUCGACGCCGUCGUCGUACACUCACCGUACACAUAAACACGCGCGCCGAAAAUCACUACUUUUAACUAUAUUAUUAAAAUAUAUAAAUAAAUAUUUUUUACACGUACGGUAAAAUCUCGCGUCUCGUCGACUCCACACAUUUGCGAACCACACAGACAGGACAACGGACCACAGACCGGCGAGCGUGUACUCCGGCUGCCACUGCCGCCCGACUAUAAAAAUUCGAACGUAAAUUCCUUUUUUAUUUGUAUGACUAUAUUACAGUAUACGACUAUACGAGCGAAUAUUUGUAUUUUUUUUUGAUUUUUGAAAAAUUAUCUUUUCCGCCGCAACGCACAUGUAAUUCGCGCGGGUCACGCCACGAGUAUACGAAUUUAACGUAAAUUACAUUAUUAAUAAUAUACCUACCGAUUUUCGCCGACCGGAUUAUCAAAGGAAAAAAAACGCUUUUAUCAAGUUAACGUAGAAAUUUAUUUUUCUAAAAACCACACUUUUUUUCUCAAAAACCGUCGUUUCGUCGAAAUCCGUCGCAGCAACAAAGAUGCCGGCAACGUUAUUUUCUGAAUUGGAAUUCUCGACCAACCAACACAACAACAAGGUCAUCGAAGACACUCGCGCCCUGCAAGUGGCCCUGGAACUCAGCAUGUUGUACAUGAACGGCGAACAGCGACAACAGAAAGUGGACAACAACACUCUGUCCGGCGGCCAGAACAUGGACCAAUCCUCGAUGGCACCUAAUUACAUUCCCCACGGAUUCCCGGAAGAACCGAGGAACAAGAAGAGCCAGAACAUGACCGAAUGCGUACCGGUGCCCAGUUCCGAACACGUGGCCGAGAUCGUUGGUAGACAAGGUUGCAAAAUUAAGGCUCUCCGCGCCAAGACCAAUACUUACAUUAAGACUCCGGUGCGUGGCGAAGAACCCGUAUUUGUAGUGACAGGACGCAAGGAAGACGUGACCAAGGCAAAGAAAGAGAUACUGUCGGCGGCCGAGCAUUUUUCGCAGAUCAGAGCUUCUCGCAAGAACAUGGCUGGAACUCUGUCGCCGCCAGGACCUCCUAGCGUUCCCGGACACGUUACAAUCCAGGUUAGAGUGCCAUACAGGGUUGUCGGUCUUGUUGUUGGUCCUAAAGGUGCGACCAUUAAACGCAUUCAACAUCAAACUGGCACAUACAUUGUAACUCCUUCACGUGACAAGGAACCCGUAUUCGAUGUUACCGGCCUGCCAGACAGCGUGGAAACUGCCAAACGUGAAAUUGAAGCACAUAUAGCUCUGCGCACUGGCAAUGGCAUGACUGAUGAAGAGAAUGGUGUUGCUCUAGCUGCCCUCUGUAAAGCCAACCCAUUGGCCGGUCUUUUCGAUCUUACAGACUCCAUGGGUCCAGCUAUAUUAUCCGGCAGUUCAGGAUGCAGCUCUGGUUCAGUAAGCUCAUGCGGUUCUGGUGUAUCGGCACUUGGUGACUUGGGAAACAUAUGGUCAGAUGAAGGAAUUGGCGGAGAAUCACCAUCAUUUGAGAAUGUUGGUCUCUGGGGAUUCAUGGGAUCGUCCAGACCAUCUCCUGCAAGUUCAACAUCUCCACCGCCAGCUAAGAAGACUUGUUUAGUUUGUCACAUGAGAGAUAUUGACGCUGCUCUUAUUCCAUGUGGUCACAACUUAUUCUGCCUGGAUUGCGCAUCAAGCGCUUGCGAUUCAAACGGACUAUCUCACUGUCCUGUAUGUAAGAUACCUGCGCGUCAAGCUAUUCGCAUCAUCUCUUAAACCAAGGACAAACAUAAAAAGUACCAUAAUAAAUCCCUUUUAUUUAGUACCUAAAUGAUUCCUAAAAACAGAUCCAAAACAUUUAGUAUUAAACUUAGAUUAUAGUAAACACGACAUUUAUAUCGCUCUAUUUAGUGGAACGAAAAAAAAGGGAUUCAAUCGAAGGCUGAUUGAUUUAAUUGACGAACAUAACAAAACGAGUCAUUUUUUUUAUUUAAUUAUUAUUAUUAAAUUAUUAUUCUUUUUAAAGAAUUUUUAUUAUUAUCCAUUUGGUUAUUGUGUAUUUUGUUGAUAAAAUAUGUUAUUUGUUUAGUUUUUUUUUCUCAAAAAUUGACCGACGAUCUCUAUGAGAAGUCGUGACUAGAAUGUUCUCGUCAGAAAACAUGACAUUUAAUAUAAAUGAUAUUGCCAGUGUUAGUGAUUAAUAAUUUAUUAUCAACAAAUUUUUCUCUUUGAGUUUUUUUUUUUUUGUAGGUGUUAGAUUUUUAACACAAUUACUGUGAACAAAUGUUAAAAGUUUGUUUCAGUUUUCCUCACGACUGUGUAAGAUUUUAAUAAUGUAUACUGACAUAUCCCUUGUUAAGUUUUUUUACAAAAACCAUUUAAAGAAAUAAACAGCACCUACCUCCAACAUCCUUGGACCUUGG
This is a messenger RNA of Acyrthosiphon pisum (pea aphid), 2486 nucleotides long. Its product is annotated as RNA-binding protein MEX3D. Gene Ontology annotation, molecular function: RNA binding. The transcript has 3 exons. Lineage: Eukaryota; Metazoa; Arthropoda; Insecta; Hemiptera; Aphididae. The coding region runs from base 625 to 1839 and encodes 404 amino acids. The record is from RefSeq and is a predicted model, not a curated record.